This is a messenger RNA of Babesia bovis T2Bo, 1797 nucleotides long. RefSeq names its product putative arginyl-tRNA synthetase. Gene Ontology annotation, molecular function: ATP binding; arginine-tRNA ligase activity. NCBI's taxonomy places the organism in Eukaryota, Apicomplexa, Aconoidasida, Piroplasmida, Babesiidae. The coding region runs from base 38 to 1795 and encodes 585 amino acids. Gene Ontology annotation, biological process: arginyl-tRNA aminoacylation. Gene Ontology annotation, cellular component: cytoplasm. The transcript is spliced from 7 exons. The record is from RefSeq and is a predicted model, not a curated record.
GAAUCCUAUUAUAAGGUCAUAAAACAGAUUUUUAAACAUGAAGAUUGUUGCACAACACGUUAAAGACGUCAUAAGAGCGGCACUGAACAGCUGUGUGGGCCAAAAGGUACUGCAAGAGCACUUGCCAAAUCUGUCCGUUGUAUCCGCCAACCCGAAGUUUGGAGAUUUUCAGUGGAAUGAUGCAAUAUCGCUGUACAAAGCAAUAGGAAGUACUCUACAAGUAGGAAGCCCUAAAGAACUCGCUGAACUAGUAAAAUCACACAUAUCUUCAUCCACGUUCUCUGCUGUUAACGUCUCGCCUCAAGGGUUUCUCACAGUGACGCUAUCGAAGGAAUUCAUAGAAGGAGAGAUACGCCACUUGUACAAACAUGGAGUCUCAGUGCCACAAGCACCCAAAGGAUUCCGAGUGGCAGUUGACUUCUCAUCACCAAACAUCGCCAAGGAGAUGCACGUUGGCCACUUAAGGUCAACCAUUAUCGGCGAAUCACUAUCACGUAUCCUCGAGUUCCACGGCUAUGAUGUACUUAGAAUUAAUCACCUGGGAGAUUGGGGAACGCAUUUUGGUAUGCUGGUGGAAUAUAUGCUGGCAAAGCAUCCCGAUUUCAUGACAAACGUGCCCAGCAUUAGCGAUUUUACACAAUUCUAUAAAGAAGCAAAGGCCCUUAUGGACGCGGAUGCAGAGUUUAAAGCGAGAAGUAGGAAACGUGUGGUACUCUUGCAAAGUGGUGAUGAACUAUCAAUCAAUGUAUGGAAGUUACUAUGCCAAAUUAGCGAAAGGGAAUUCGCAAAGAUAUAUAAAAUGCUAGAUAUAACGAUAGAAAAUUGCGGAGAAUCAUUCUAUAACGAUAUGAUACCAGAUGUUGUAAACGAACUCAAGGAAAAGGAUCUAGUAGUGGAGUCAGAAGGAGCACAGUGCGUAUUCACAAGCGUCAGCUCAGUGCCACUCAUGGCAAUCAAAAGUGACGGGAGCUACGGAUACGACUCAACCGACCUGGCGUGUAUCAGAUAUCGUAUUAAAACCCUUGGAAGCAAGUGGCUCAUAUACGUCACCGAUGUAGGACAGCAAGAGCACUUUAUGAAGGUAUUUGAAACAGCGCGCCUUGCAGGAUGGAGUAAAGUAGAUGGUCAAGAUAUUAGGAUAGACCACUUGGGAUUCGGGAUGGUACAAGAUUCUUCUGGGAAUAAAUUCAAAACACGCUCUGGAGAUACGGUAAAGUUAAUCACAUUGCUGGACGAAGCAGUGUCAAGAGCGACUGUUGAACUAGAGUCAAGAAUCAAAGCACGACAAGAAGAAGGAGAAACUGAAAUUGAUAUCAACGUCCCUGAAGUGGCAAAGGUUCUAGGAUAUGGCGCUGUAAAGUAUUUCGAACUCAGACAAAAUAUCGCAAACAACUAUAAAUUCUCAUUCGACCACAUGCUUGAUCCAAGGGGCAACACAGCGAUAUACCUCUUGUACGCAUAUGCACGCAUAUGCCAAAUAUUCCACAAAGCAGGGAUUGACCCGGAAACACUGCAACCGGAACUACUUGACCUAGUACACCCUUUGGAAAUAUCACUCGCAAAGCAUAUACUAAAGCUGCCAGCAGUGCUACAUCAAAUCACCGCAGAUUUCCUCAUUUCUAAGCUAGCCGAUUUCGUAUAUGCACUCAGUGUGGAAUUUUCGUCAUUCUACAAACAGUGCAAGGUAAUCGGGGACCCUAAUGAAAAAACUAGAUUGCUUCUGUGCCAUGCAACGAAGACCGUUAUGAAGACUGCAUUCCAAUUAUUGGGAAUCAAGCCACUAGACCGUAUAUAAAC